Molecule: messenger RNA, 1908 nt
Organism: Populus trichocarpa (black cottonwood)
Lineage: Eukaryota; Viridiplantae; Streptophyta; Magnoliopsida; Malpighiales; Salicaceae
Product: MADS-box protein FLOWERING LOCUS C
Exons: 9
Coding region: 258-851 (197 amino acids)
Biological process (GO): positive regulation of transcription by RNA polymerase II
Cellular component (GO): nucleus
Molecular function (GO): DNA-binding transcription factor activity, RNA polymerase II-specific; protein dimerization activity; RNA polymerase II cis-regulatory region sequence-specific DNA binding
Source: RefSeq, a predicted model, not a curated record
ACGAAAACAAGGAAAACAAAAACAGGUAAAAACCUCUUGCAUCAAAAGGAGCAGAAGCCGCAACACGGAGAGGAGAGGCCCUGCAAGCACGCAUAACACGUGGCAGAAGGGAGAUGACUCGAAUUUAUGACGACAUAUGGAAGACCCACUACUCAAUUCCUGCCGGAUAAAAUUCAAAAUUAGGAAAAAAUUAGGUCACAGAUUUAGGAUCGAUCGAGUCAGCUUUCUUGCUUGCCUGCUUGCUAGCUGACGAGAGGAUGGGCCGUAAGAAAGUGGAGCUAAAACGAAUUGAAAACAAGAGCAGUCGCCAAGUUACUUUCUCAAAGAGGCGAAAUGGAUUGUUCAAGAAAGCUCGUGAACUCUCCGUUCUUUGUGACGUACAAGUCGCCAUCCUUGUCUUUUCAAGUUGCGACAAGCUUUAUGAAUUCUCUAGCGUUGGCAGUACAACCAAUAUCCUCAAGCGUUACACGAGCCAUUUUAAAAAAAAAACAACUUCAUCCAAAGAUGCUAAUCAUGCAGAGGUAUAUUAUGGUAAGCAUGCGAACUUGAAAUCACUUGCAAAGCUGCUUCUAAUGGUUGAAAGGAACCUUGAAGGUCCAUAUGCUAUGGAGUUGACCUUGGGUGACCUUGUGGAACUAGAGAAACAACUGCAUGUUACUCUAACACAUGUCAGAGAUAGAAAGAUACAAAUGAUGUUGGAAUCAGUGAAGUCCCUCCACGACCAGGAAAAGAUGUUGAAAGAAGAAAACCAGCUGCUAGAGAAACAGAUUGUAGCAAUGAAGAACGGUAAAGACUCGGAUCACCCUCUGUAUCAUCCUCCACAACAAACGACACUGAGUUUGCUUAAAUAGUGAGGCAGCACAUGCAGUGUGAUAACUUACCGCUGGAGGCGGCUAUAAUGGCAGGCAAUCUAGUUACCUCUUCGAUCUCACAUGCAUGCACUAGCCCAUUUUACCUUCAUUAUCUUCCUGCCGAAGUUGCAUUUCCACCGUUUCUGCUUCUCUUCUCUUUCUUAUUUGAGCUGAUGUUUAAGUAUCCUCCACCCUCCCAAGCAUUUUAACUCUGUUUCCAAACAUUUCCAUUUAUUCAAAAGCAUAUAUUUAUCAUUGACUGCAUUCUAUUAAGCCCCGAUACAUAGUGUUCCACUAUGGCAUGUGUUAACGUUCAUUGUCAAUAAAUGAAUUUGAGGAACUUGCACUAGACGUUCAUUUGCAACAUUGGAAAAUUGGAUUGUAAAGAUACAUAACAUUCAUAUAUGUGUGCUCGCGCGCUCGCCCAUGUGCAUGCAUGGUUUAUUUAACUCAAAUUCAUGGAAAUAUAUAUUUAAAAAUAACAAAGUACAUAUAAAUCCCGCGAUACGAAAAAUUCAUCCGGAUUAAUCUUGAAGGAGAAGUUCAAGGACAUCAAUUAUCCUUCCUAUUUCCUCCUGUCGCUAAUCCAUGCCAUCCAGUUGCCUGCAUCCAACCCAUUUACCUUUGUGAUUAUUUCAUAUUAUCAAUGUGAAAUUACAGGAUUUUUCAAAUUUCAGAUUCAGUGCAACUGUGCAGGGAAUUAUUAUUGUUUUAAUCUCAUAACUGUCGUGCAUGUCUAAUUUACAGAGAUUGAUUUUCUUCCUCCUCAACUCCCUUUGUGGAUCAUAUGCAGAGGAGUAGACGACAGAAUAAGAUGCUACCUACCUACACGUAUUCUUGACUAAUGAUACGUUCAUGGGGAGCAUAAAGAAAGCAGACGUCUUAACCUUUUAGUUAUUAUCAUGUCUGCUUUGAAUAGCAAAAUAAACAUGUUCGGGAGAGAGAGAGAGAGGAAGCUCAGAGUUUUUGGCAGUUUGAAUGCUUACUGAUUGUGGCAUUCCAUGCAUUUGCAAAGAACCAAAGCUAGUAGCUAUAUGGUAACAACGUUUUUUUGUGG